Strigops habroptila (Kakapo) is the source of this 4424-nucleotide messenger RNA. It is a transcript of the gene RER1, whose product is annotated as retention in endoplasmic reticulum sorting receptor 1. NCBI's taxonomy places the organism in Eukaryota, Metazoa, Chordata, Aves, Psittaciformes, Psittacidae. Gene Ontology annotation, cellular component: Golgi membrane. The record is from RefSeq and is a predicted model, not a curated record. Bases 1257 to 1847 code for a protein of 196 amino acids. The transcript has 8 exons. Gene Ontology annotation, biological process: retrograde vesicle-mediated transport, Golgi to endoplasmic reticulum; protein retention in ER lumen.
UAAAUGUUCUUUCAGUAAAGUUUUGGUGUGAUAAGAAGUGUUAACUUAAAUUCUAAACUGUGUCAUGUGAUAUAGUUCAGUCCGUGCUACGUAAACUGGGCCAGUGAGCGGUUUCUUUUCAGUAAAACAGGCAGUGUUAGCUGGUUGUAUUUCUUGGUCUGCUGUGAAAGAACUCUAUGUAUAAUGAACAAUCACACAUAAUCACAAAUAAUGUAAUUUUUACACCAAGCAAAAUGCCUGCUCCAUCACAAAGCCAUCAGUAACCUUACAUACAGGAUUCAUCACUUGAUCUGCAGAGGUUAACGGUUACAAGAUUGUAAUGUUAGUUCUGCUUAUAGCCCAGAUUUGCUAUGGAUGUAUCUGUGAAAUUAAUGUUGAGGAUAUGGGAGGUUUUAUAUCUGUGGUCUUUAGAGAAUUGCUCUCUGAUCAAUAGAGGGAUUAUCUUUUUGAUAUGGCUUAUAUACUUCAGGACAUUUAAAAAGAAGGGGGGAGGGGGCACAAAAUCAUGCUCAGCUAAUAAUGCUGAGUAACUUCUUUCUCCUGCAGUGCAGUGAAGGGGGAGAAUAAGAAUUACUUCCUUUUGCCUGUACUGAGAAAGUCUGUAUCUCUAUUGUAUGAGUUUCUAUUUGGUCUUUUUUCUUUUUGCUCUAGUUUGAAUUAAAGGGGACUGCAGCUCCUGAAGCCUCAUAAUGAAUCCCUUUAUCUUUUGAAGUAUAACAGGACUCCUUUUUUCUCCUUACUAAUUAUUCCUAAUUAUAGGAUGUAGCUUUUAGAUGUUUACAGAAAAAAUGCACAGCUUUAAGGUUCUGUGCCUCCCCACAUUGGCCUUGGCCUGUAAUUAUUUUUUGCAGCAGUCACUGUAUGGCAGCAUCUGAGAUAAUUUACAAAGAAUUUUCUAAUUUAGUAAGGUUUCAUAAAUCUUUAUUAUCAUCUGAGGCCCUUGAGAUAUUAAUAGAGGGCUGAAAGAACUCCCACUAUCCCAGAGUUAUGUAGUCCCACCCACAGAUGAGGACUCCAGGAAGUAAUGUCAGGGAUUGCUUUUGGUGAUGUGGCAAAAAUGUUUUUGUUUCGAAUCAGUUUUAUUUUGUUUGUUUUCUAUCUUGAAGGGAGCUGUAAAACUUGGUUGAGGUUAACUGAGAAGAAAAGUAAAGCUCUUAAACUGGUAGCAGAAAAACUGAGGAGACAGGAGGGUGGUGCUGCAGUUCAUAUCUCAGUGCUUAGAUGUUGUAACUCAGCUCCUGCCUGCUCAAGCAACCAUGUCAGAAGGGGACAGUAUUGGUGAGUCUGUGCAUGGAAAGCCUUCUGUGGUCUAUAGAUUUUUCUCAAGACUCGGACAGAUCUACCAAUCCUGGUUAGACAAAUCUACUCCAUAUACUGCAGUGCGAUGGAUUGUAACUUUGGGUCUGAGUUUUAUCUACAUGAUUAGAGUUUAUUUACUGCAGGGUUGGUACAUUGUGACAUAUGCCUUGGGAAUCUACCACCUAAAUCUCUUCAUAGCUUUCUUGUCGCCAAAGGUAGACCCCUCUUUAAUGGAAGAUUCAGAUGAUGGUCCUUCCUUACCUACAAGGCAAAAUGAAGAAUUUCGGCCUUUCAUUAGAAGGCUCCCAGAGUUUAAAUUCUGGCACUCUGCCACUAAAGGAAUCCUGGUUGCUAUGGCAUGUACAUUCUUCGAGGCUUUCAACGUUCCUGUUUUUUGGCCAAUCCUUGUGAUGUACUUCAUUAUGCUUUUUUGUAUCACUAUGAAAAGGCAAAUCAAGCACAUGAUAAAGUACAGAUAUAUACCCUUCACACAUGGCAAGAGGAAAUACAAAGGGAAAGAUGAUGUUGGAAAGACCUUUGCUAGCUAAAAGAUGCAAUCAACCUGUUGACCAAUUCUACUUCUAACUAAAGGAACGAUUUUGAGCCAUUGUAACAAUGCCUUUUUUCUUCAUAAAAAAUGAUUAACAGAGUGGUGACAAAACAGUUGCAUUUUCGUUUUAAAGGAUUGUGCUAUUUUUAUCUGAAAUAUCAGUUUCUGGAAGAAACUGGCAUUCUAACCAAAUUGCAUUGAGUUUAUUAUCUUUUGUAAGCAGUUGGAGAAACUUUGGAUAAUCCCAUGAAUUUGGGAUCAUGUAUUCCUUUCAAGAUCCAUUGCACUGGAGCGAUUGAUGGCUUAGAGUUGUGUAUUUUUACAUAGUUCUCCUGCUCAGUAUCACCCUGAAGUGCUGUGGACGUAUGCAGAGGAAAAAUGUACAGUGGCACACGUGAUGCUGUUUUCUGCUUCAUGGUCGUGUGCUAUUUUCAUAGACAAAUUCAGCAGACCUAAAUAGAUGCAGAACUUAAGCCAGUUUCCUAAAUGCAUGGUACUACAGAGUUAUAACCAAACAAAUAUAGAUAGGAAUAAGAAAUCUACUAAAUUAUGGGGUUUGCAGUAGGGAAAAGAUACACUCGUUUGUGUUGGGUUUUAAUGCCAGUUUCACCAUGAUGUCUCCUAGCAGAUGCUAAAAUUGGGCUCUUUCAUGAUGACUCAAAUUUUGUUCAAAAUCAUAACUUCCUUUGAGGACCUGGAAUUAUAAGAAUAUAUAUUUUAAUUGUUACUAGUUGGAGUUUCUUUCAUACUUCAGAAUUUCUUGGUUAAUUUAAGCUGACUUCAUGCAGCCCCUUGAGAAUAUACCCAGACUGGCCAUAGCAGAUAAAUGGUGUGGGUUUUAACACAGCUUUUCAUUUUCUAUGGGGAAAAAAAAAGAAUCAGAGAUAAAUGACCUGCAUGUAAACUUUUUCAUGUGAUACAGCUGCAGUUUUAUUAAGUGAAUUUUUAAUUCCAAAAUUUAUUAAAAGACAGUGUCCCCCUUUACUUGUUCUAUCUUUAUAUACAUAUAUUGACCUAACAGUAUUUAUGGCUCCUUCUCAAUAAUCCUUACCCUUAAUUUAUCUUCAUGAAAUGCCUUUUUCAACUCUUCAGGGAGUAUUCAGUGGCAGAAAGUAGGAAAAGAUUAGCUCGUUGAAGAUUUUGCGUGGAGAAUAGUGGCAACUUCAACAGACACCAAAGUGGAAAAUGUAUGUAGGAACCCUUUCAUCUGAUUUUGUCAAAUGUAUUUGUUACGGAGCUCUGGAAUUCAGUGUUCAGUAAUCCUGGGGAAACGACAGGUAGUUUUAGUUCACAUUGACCUGUUGUUUUUUGUUUGUUUUCAUGUGUUUCAUUAGCAGUGUGGAAACCAGUAAUGUUAAAACUUAAAAAUUAUGGAAAAACAUUACCAGAAAGGGCCUUAUGAAGGUACCAGUCACGGGUGCUUGGAGCUUGUUGCCUAAAAAUCUGAAAGCCCUGACUUGGAGAAGCUGUCUUAGGGUUGCUGGAGUUCUGAAUAAUAUGGCCAAAUCGGGGAUAAAAAUACGUAUAUUAUGUUGAUUGAUAUUAGCAACUGGGAUGACUCCUACGUUCAGUUAACACCAUCCAUUGCAAAUUAGACAUUUUUACCUCCACUGGAUUUUGAACGUUAGUGGCAGUUGAGAUGAAUGCCUGCUCAUUCUCAGGUAGGCGAAGGUGCUCUGCAUUCAGAGGGAUUUACACUUUUCAAGUAGUGAUUGUAGGUGGUGCUGGCACAAGGGCAUAGUUCCCUGGCUGACUCAGCAUGCAACGGCCAGACAAGUUUGAUGGCAUUCUGUUAAAAUUUGCUCUGUUUUUAUUGCUUACAAGUGCUAAAUUACCCUUAUAGAAUGCACAAAAAGCUUGGCUUGACAACUUCACAGAUGCUUCCCAGUCAUCAGUUGUUUCCUAUUUUGUUUACAGUGCAACUGAAUGUGUUUUCUUACCAUUCUCUUAGUAGGGAGAUCAGGCAGUGGUUUUCCUUAGGUAGUCAUGUUUUGAUUUGCGCUAAGGAGCAUUUUUCUCCCACUGUUGCCUUGACUGUUUUAGAUAGGUGAGGGAUGCCUGGAAGUUUUCUGGUGCACAAAAGGGAUGGUAUUGCAGCUCUGAAGAUCACUUUUGUACAAUAAUGAUGAAGUGUUUGCAUAGAUACCAGCAACUGGUUUUUUUAUUCCAUUUAUAGCUAUGAUGAAAAGUUAAGUAAUUUUGGGGUGUUUUUGUGAUAACCCUUGGAGAUUUAAUUGUUAACUAGCUGACCAAGAUCUCUGCAGUACAAAUAACCAUCUUAAAAGAAGUGCUUUUACUAUAGCACACCUUCCCCUGCUACCCCAAGUCCACAUCUAGUGCCAUUUGUGAAAGACUUACUGAAACUGUAACUCACAAUCCACGGAGUGGAUCAUCUGGUGUUUUCUCCCCAUCUGUAUUUGAAGAAUACAAAUAAAUCAAUCUUGCACAUUAUCUGUCAUGCAGGAAUGACAGGAUGUUAACUAACAAUCAUCUUUUUCCCUGCUGCUGAGAUACCUGUAAAACUGAAUUAAUAUUAACUUAUGGGAAUAAACCUUGAUGAGGUGGUGCUGCCGAA